GGGCGCCGAGCCCUGGGAAGCUGUUGUUUCCCGAGAGGGGCAGAGUCCCCUCGGCUGGGCUGUGCUGGGAUGGGGAGGGAAUGCCACCGCCCGGGUGUGACAGUCAGGUGAUCCCACAGCCAGGAGCUGUCCCUGGCUCAGGAUGGCUGCAGAGCCCUCGCCAGCUGCCCCUGCUGUCCCGGGAGCUGGCACAGCCUGUCCCUGGCACAGGGAAACUCCCCCAAACCCUCUCAGCUUUCCUACGUGCCACCUCUGCCUGCUGGCAUUUGAUGUCACAGCGGGUCCGGCCGGUCACCUGAGCUGCCUCCUCCCCAUCCCGCCGUUUCUCUUUCCCUUCCCUGUGGCUUUGUGCCGUUUUUUCCCCCUCUGCGAGCUGAUGUCUUUCUUUUCCCACUUCCGUAGCUACGAACACCCACAUGCCUUAUCUCCUUCCCCCAUCCCAUCCUGGAGCCUAUUUAUACAGAGCCUGGCUCCUGCCCAGCCUGCCAGCGACGCCGCAGGAGCGGGACGGGGCUGGCGGCGCCCGCAGCCCAACAUGCUCUGGGCUGCUCGGGGAUGUUUCCUGCUCUGGCUGCUCUCGGCCAUCCUCAGAGCCGGGGCUAGCCCGGAGGCGAGGCCCAGCCCCGCGCUGUGCCAGCAGCUUUUCCUCUGUUUUCCUGCCUUCGAGCUCCUUUGAGGUGGUCCCCUACAUCCAGAUGCUCCCAGAUCCCUGCCGUGCCUGAGGUGCUCAGAGGAUGGAGUGCAGGGAUUCCCGUGGAUGUUGGUGAGGCAGUUGGGAGCCUGGAUGGGGAACAGCAGGUUUCUGUCACCCCAGAAAGAAAUCAGCUGCUCCCCAUCCAGGUUCCCAGCUCCAGAGGAAACCAGGGCGAGAGGAAAGGUAGAGCCCACACAGCACCCUUGCUCUGCCUAAACAGGGAUGCUCUGGACCAGCUGGGCUUGGGAAGGGGGAGCAGUGCUCAUUCCCGCUUCUCGUGCCCAUCUUGGCCAGCUGCUGGCUCACCUGGAGCUGUGGUUUGUAGCCCCCCCUCAUUCCCACCUUUCCUGUCUCUCCACAGAGCCCCAUGAAGGUGUCUUGCAAAGGAGUUGGCCUACGGAAGUUUCCCAAGGAGCUUGGCCAAGGAAUUAAGUACCUUGAACUCUCCAACAACUUCAUUCAAAACCUGUCAGGCAGCACCAUGCCAGGAUUUGGGCAGCUGGAGUACCUGGAUGUGUGCUUCAACCAGCUGGAAGCUGUGUCAGCCACCGCCCUGGCUCGGCUGCCUCGGCUGCACUCGCUCCUCCUGGGAUCGAACCACCUGGACCGGAAUUACUUGGCUAACGGGGAAGCUUUCCAUCUGCUCAGGAAUAUAGAGGUCCUGGACUUGUCUGUGAAUAACCUGGAGAGCCACAUGGCCAGCUGGUACAUCAGCAACCUCACCAGCCUGAGGGUGCUAGAUCUCUCCGGGAACACGAUGACCAAGCUGCUGGCAGGAACCUUCCGGAGCUCACCGCGGCUGCGCCAGCUCGACCUCAGCAACAACUACAUCAUGGAGAUCCAGGAGGGAGCUUUCGAGCCUCUGGAAGAGCUGGAGGUGCUGAACUUGGCUUUGAAUUCCCUGCACUGUAUCUCUGGCUUCAGCCUCACGCAGCUGCGAGUUUUAAACCUCAGCCACAACGCCCUGGAGCUGUUCUCCUCCGAGGAGGGAGCGCAGCCCUACCUGCUCCGAAUGCUCGACUUGAGCCAUAACAGACUCCUCUCGUUCCCAGAGCUCCCCAAAGCCCAUGAUCUCACACACUUAAACCUCUCCAACAACCUCAUUGCUUCCCUGCUCCCAGGCUCACCCCAUCCCAGGGAGUUCGUCCUGCUCUACAAGGAGAUGCAGAGGUUCAACAGGACGGUGCAUCCCACGGCCGCUCUGCCACACGUGGCUGACCUGGAUCUCAGCAACAACCGCCUGGAGCUGUUCCCAUUUUCCUUCUUCCACAGCCUGGGCACCCUGCACAGCCUCAGCCUGGCGAGGAACUGUCUCCGGGAUGUGGUCAGGGAGUUUGUCUCCAAUGGCACGGAGCUGUCCGUGCGCUCGCUGGACCUCCACAGCAACGCCCUCCGCGUGCUGCCACGCUGGUUCUUCGAUUCCCUGCCUCACCUGGAAUCCAUGGAUCUGGGCUCCAACAGCCUUCAGCCUUGUGAGAGCCAGGUGAGUGACCAGGGAAGGGAUUUGGGAGUGGAUUCUCACACGUCAGCCCCCGGAGACACCUGCACCCCCUUCUACAACGUGCCUCACUUGAAGCACCUGAGCCUGUCCAAGAACAACAUCUCCAGGCUGCAGCCCUACGCCUUCAACCAGACCCUGCUGCAUUCCCUGGACCUGUCAGGAAACAGGGACUUGUCCAUACCCACGGGAGCGCUGGGGGGCUUGGAGCUGUCCCUGCAGGAGCUCUCUCUGAGGGACAACCUGAUGGGCGAGAGCCAGGCAGCGCUGCCCUGCCUGGGCACGCUCCGAGUGCUGGACCUGUCGGGCAACCGCCUGAACCUGCUGCCCUCGGGGCUUUCCUGCUCCCCGCUGGAGAGCCUGGACAUUCGGGAUAACAACCUGCAGACCUUGGGAAAGCUCGGGAGCUGGUCCCACAGCCUGAGGGCCGUGUCCGUGGCGGGGAACCCCUGGAGCUGCUGCUCGCUGGGCUGGCUGGACGCGCUCCGUGCCGCCAGCGUGGCCGUGCUGGACCUGCCCCAAGCUUGCUGUGCCUUCCAGGAGCACGGCCGGAAUAUCUCAGCCAGGAUCACCGGCACUCCCCACUGGAUCUGUCCCCAGCCCAAGGGCACUGCCUCCCUGGCUCUGCUCGUGGCCCUGAUGGGCCUUUCCCUCCUCGGUGCCUGGGCUUUCUGCCUCCUGAGGAAAGGGCAGAAGGCUCCGGAAUGUGCAGGACUCGGGAGCAACAGGGUGGGAGUCUCCCAGCCCCAUCCCAAAGGAGAGGGGCCAGCCGAGGAGAGGCCACCUGACAGGGUCACCAAAGUGUAGCCCAGACCUGCAGCCCUGGGUCAGAACUCUAAUUGUUAUUAAUAAUAUUAAUAUUAAUAAUAUUAUUGUGGUUUAGGUCUCACUGGUACCUGCGGGAUUUGCGAACCCAGUGGCGGGAGCGUGGAGGGUGCUGAGCUCUGAGCCACCUCCCCUUCUCCGGAAGGGAGAUUCCCCCAUCCCCUCUGAUCCCUGUCAGGAAUUAAACAUGGGAUAUGGGGUGCCAUCACACAUUCCCAUCACUCAGCACAAGAAGCCAAGCCCUGGGCUGGCUGCACUGAUCACCCGCCUUCCUCCACAUCACGCUCAGCUGGAUGGGAAUUGUCUCCAUUGGGGCCACCUGGCUGUUUCCCAGCUUGCCCAGUAGCCCCUUUAAGAAGGUUUAAUAGCUAUACUAAAUCCCUGCUGCUGCUCCUGAAGCAUUCCCUUUUCCAGGAAGAAGCAGCCAGGGAAUGGGAAUGAGAGUGGGAAUGGUGCUUGGUGGUGGCUCACAGUGCUGGAGAAGGGAGGGGGGGGAUCUCUGGGACUCUGCCCAUCUCUCUGCUGCCUUUCCCUGCUGCAGAUGCUGGGAGGAAUUCCACCCUGUCCUCACGCACUGGGACAGCGGGAAUGGGACAAGUGGGAGUCUGUGCUGUCCCUGGCUGGCGCAAGAUGCCCCACCCUCAGUGCCAGGACCCCCGAAGUGACAGUGGCAGAGGCAGCUGGUCCCAGCACGGGGUCAGUGCUGCCCAAGUUGUGGUCCUGGAUGGAUUUGGCACCCUCUGAACACCCCCCAAAGCCAGAGAUGAUCCAGGGGCUCAGACCCCAGCUCGGGAAGGCAGCAAGAGGAGGUGUUGAUUGGGAUUGUCACUGUGUGGUGUUGUCCAUCUGUCCCUUGAGUGACCUGUCCAGCUUCCCAGGGUAGAGUGGGAGCACCUGAAGGGCUGGGCCAGCUCCAGGAAGUAUAAAACUGAGGCUGCAGUGAACUCUAGCGUUUCACAUCCAUUUGGUUCCACCUCGGAAGUCCCCAGCUGGGCCCAGUCACCUCCACACACACCUGGUGGGUUGGAGCUGUGGGAACAAAAGGGUUUGGAAGUUACUUAAAAUCCCAAUUACUUCAUUUUCUUCCUUUUUUUUUUUUCUUUCAAGCUUAUCAUGGUUUUACUGGGAAGCAAAUAGGGCAUUUUUGGUGUCAGAUAUGUCAGGGCUUCAGCUUCCUGUCCUUUGCUGGGCACCCAGCUCCAGGACCCAUGGUGACUUUGGUGGCCCCCACAUUUCCACCCCUGCCGGCUCCGUCCCCAGUGCUGUCCGCAGCUGCCGUCCCUGGGGAGCUGCAGCCAGCUGGGCUCUGGGCAUGGAGUGUCCCAGGAGCUGCUGUGCCCACCUGGGGCUUCUCCCCAGCACUGUGUCCCCUGUCCUCGGGUGGCACCUGAGCUCCCUGGGGCAGGAACCUGCUGUCCCAGUGUCCCCAGGUGAGCUCAGACUGUCCCUGGGGCAGGGAUUUGCUUUUCCAGUGCCCCCCAAGUGCUGGGACAGCAGGUGGAUGAGCUCAGCACAUCCCUGAUGCCGUGCCAGCCUCCUGCCCCAGCACUCGGUGACAUUGCAGGGACACUUCAGGGCCCAAAGUGCCUUCACUGGGUGUUUCUGGUGCAUUUCUGUGGCCUCUGCUCCUCGUUUAACCCCUCCCCAGGCCGAGCUUCCCACUCGUGUCACCAGGAGAUGUCCUGCCCUUUGUGCUGCCGCUCCCACCGGCAUCUUCCUCGCGUUAGGCUCGGAGCUGGGGACGGGCGGGGACACCACGUACCACCGGGUGCUCAGGGACACCAUGUGCUGCCGGCACUCGGUGCCAGGCGCUGCCUCGGGCAUCCUGAGUGUCCCCAGCCGUGUUUAUCCAGUGUCGUGUCCCCGCGGAGCAGCAGCUGGCGGGGGUUGACCCCUUCGGGGCAGUGGCACUUGGGGACAGCAGCUGCUGAUCCGGAAGUUUCUCUGGGGAUUGAAGCAUCUGCUGAAAAAUGUACUAAAAAUAGAGGGAGGAGAAUCCUGGGGCUGAUUUCUCCCCACAGAAAAGGCUCCCUAAUAACUGGACUCGAUCUUAGAGGAUUUUUCCAACCCUAAGGAUUGUGUAAAGCCCAGGGUAAGGGGGGAAGAGGUGGAACUUCCCAGACCAAGGAGGGGCUGUGAAGGUGUGGAAAAUGAGCCAGGGCAAUGGUGUUGGGUUAUCACUGUUGUUGAUGUCCGUGUGCUUUCCCAGCUCAAAGAAAAACGGGAUUCCAGGUUGUGGUUGCAUGGAUUUGCCAAGAAUUGAAUCCGAGGGCAAUGUCCCCUUCUCCCAGCCCCAGGAACAGCUUGGCCAGCAGCAGGGCAUGGGGUGAGCCUGUGUUGGCCCAGGGGACAACGAGGUGGCACGAAAGCACAUUUGUGUCCCCAGAACCAGCACGAGGCCAAGAGAAAUCCGGGGUCUGUCCUGAGUUCUGCACUGCUCCUCAUCCGGAGCUUCCCGUGCUUUAGGCGAAAUGGUUUCCCUAUCCCAGGCAUGUCUUGGCAUCUCCAGUGUUUUCUUGAUCCAAAAGGAGGGCAGAAGAUCUGUAGAAUAUUAAAUUUUGAACAAAUAAAGCGGCGAUGCCAAAAAUGUUGCAUUUUCAUGUCAGGCUGGAGGGUGGCGGGAGUGUAAAUUUUGGUCUGACAAAAAAAGCAGCAGUGAUUAAAAUGUUGUGACCAUUGACAAA
Molecule: messenger RNA, 5701 nt
Organism: Corvus hawaiiensis (hawaiian crow)
Lineage: Eukaryota; Metazoa; Chordata; Aves; Passeriformes; Corvidae
Product: transforming growth factor beta activator LRRC32-like
Exons: 2
Coding region: 1062-2999 (645 amino acids)
Cellular component (GO): extracellular matrix
Molecular function (GO): protein binding
Source: RefSeq, a predicted model, not a curated record